Molecule: messenger RNA, 1512 nt
Organism: Etheostoma spectabile (orangethroat darter)
Lineage: Eukaryota; Metazoa; Chordata; Actinopteri; Perciformes; Percidae
Product: platelet-derived growth factor receptor beta
Exons: 14
Coding region: 131-1378 (415 amino acids)
Biological process (GO): cell chemotaxis; positive regulation of smooth muscle cell migration; protein phosphorylation
Cellular component (GO): plasma membrane; signaling receptor complex
Molecular function (GO): ATP binding; platelet-derived growth factor binding; platelet-derived growth factor beta-receptor activity
Source: RefSeq, a predicted model, not a curated record
UGCCUGGGAAGUACCGCGGGAAAACGUAGUACUAGGUCAAGUGUUGGGUUCAGGUGCUUUUGGUCGUGUUGUCGCGGCGACGGUCUCUGGUCUGCUUCACUCUCACUCUACAACUAAAGUGGCCGUUAAGAUGGUAAAAGCCAGCAGUGGAGCAGACCAGUCCCUGAUGUCUGAGCUGAAGGUUCUUCUUCAUCUUGGUCCUCAUCUCAACGUGGUCAACCUGCUGGGAGCGUGCACGAGAGGAGGUCCUGUCUAUCUGAUUACGGAGUUCUGUCGUUAUGGAGACCUGGUCGGCUACCUGCAGAGGAACAAACACACCUUCCUGCAGACUGACACACUCAGUGACAGUGAUGGAGGUUACAUGGACAUGAAUAAAGAAGAGAGCGUUGAAUACGUCGCCAUGAAGGAGCUCAGCUACGCCGACAUCCAGCCCGCCGUGUACGAGACGCCGUGCACGCCGCCAGACCACCAGGGGGCGUCCUCUCUCCUCAGCCCCAGUGACCUCCUCAGUUUCUCCUUCCAGAUCUCUCAGGCCAUGGACUUCCUGUCCUCCAGACACUGCGUCCACAGGGACCUGGCAGCGAGGAACGUCCUGGUCUGCGAGGGGAAGCUGGUGAAGGUCUGUGACCAUGGUUUGGCCCGAGACCUGAAGAAGGACCAGGACUACGUCUCCAGGGGACACAGCUUCCUGCCGGUGAAGUGGAUGUCUCCAGAGAGUAUCUUCCAGAACAUCUACAGCUCUCAGAGUGACGUCUGGUCCUAUGGAGUCCUGCUAUGGGAGAUCUUCUCCCUGGGGGGGAGUCCAUACCCCGACCUUCCCAUGACUCAGCAGUUUUACACGUCUCUGAAGAGAGGAUACAGGAUGAGUCGCCCUGACCACGCCCCCAACGACAUUUAUGAUCUGAUGAAACUGUGUUGGGAGGAGAAACCUGAGUCCAGACCUUCUUUCUCCUCGCUGGUCGUCGCCGUGGGCAACAUGAUGACCGACGACUACAGAAAGCGUUACCUCCAGCUCAGCGAGGACUUCCUGAAAGGUGAAAAUCCAGCUGUGGUCAGUUCCAUAGGCCGUCCAAUAGGAGACCUGGACCGGUCCACAGGCUGUCCAAUAGGAGACCAGGAAGACGCCGAUGGAAGUCCCGCCCCCCAGGUCAGUGUUCGCCGGCUGGAGGCGGAGCCAGAGGAGGCAGGCCCCCCCCACGGCAGUUACAUCAUCCCUGUCACUGACAUCACCAUAGAAACCUGGGGCAGUGCUGCGCCGGACGCAGUAAGCCAUCAGAUGUCAGAGUCUCCUGGAGAACAGGAAGUGACAUCACCAGUGGACGGACAGGAAGUGACAUCACCAGAGAAGAGUCCUGAGGAAGAGCAGAGCUUCCUGUGAAAUGAGAUCAUAACUUUAUGAUAUUCAGCGGCAUAUUCUUUGAUAUUUUACGGGCGCUGUCUGUGUAUAUCUGCAUUGUUAUCGUAAUCUGCUUCCAGACAGACUUCCUUCACGUCUAAUAAAGGUUUUACUGA